Molecule: messenger RNA, 4369 nt
Organism: Haliotis rufescens (red abalone)
Lineage: Eukaryota; Metazoa; Mollusca; Gastropoda; Lepetellida; Haliotidae
Product: ankyrin repeat and SAM domain-containing protein 6-like
Exons: 17
Coding region: 160-2730 (856 amino acids)
Molecular function (GO): protein binding
Source: RefSeq, a predicted model, not a curated record
UCCAAGAUGGCGACGUAGAGACGGGUGAUGCUGCUAAGUGUCCAAAUAAUGACAGUUCUCCGUCAGUAACAACAGUUGGAUAAUUAAAAUGAAAUCGAACGGUACAUGUUUCGCUGUGUAUUUAACCAUCCGAUGGUAAAUAUGAUUUGACAUUCUGAAAUGGAGCGCACCCGUCAGCUGUUCAUUGCUUGUGAACAGGGGGAUGUUGUUUCUGUGCGAACGCUUCUUGACGAUGUUGAGGUCGACAGUGUCGAUGAUGACGGUAACACACCGUUACAGGUUGCAGCAGCUAAUGGCCACGAGAGCGUUGUCAGGGAGCUGAUAAUGAAGGGGGCAGCCUUGGACAAGCCUAACGUCUUUGGCUGGACGCCUUUAAUGCAAGCCUGUCGGUAUGGACACUCGAAUGUAGUCGGGACGCUACUUCAGAAUCAAGCGGAUAUUAACGCCAAUAACAGAUACGGUGCCUCAGCGUUGACUCUGGCAGGUAGAGGUGGACAUGUGGCGACAGUCGGGAUGUUGGUGGAUUACGGAAUCGAUCUGAAUGGUUCGGGGGGAGUAUGUGAAUUUACCCCCUUACUGGCGGCAGCUCAACAUGGUCAUGACACUGUGGUGAGGUUUGUCAUAGACAGAGGGUGUGAUGUGAAUUACAGGACUCCGUCCACGGGGCUGACGCCUCUUAUGCUUGCGGCUUUGAACGGUCACAUGACUACCUCACAGAUCUUGAUAGAGCAAGGCGGGGACCCCAAUCUUGUGAAUGUAAACAAUAAAACCGCGUUAGCUAUUGCCACGAUACGGAGGAAGAGAGAGGUUCGAGGAUACCUGGACAGGAAAACCACAAAUAAACCAGAAGUUGAAGUUUGCGAUUACCAUGAGGUUAAGCCGGACAUCAUUGAUGCAUCCAAACAUGGUGAUAUGACCCGUAUCCGAGAGAUCCUGGACAUUGACUUGAGCCAGAGAGAUGCUUCAGCACCACAAGAUGGCGCCACCCCUUUGAUGUUUGCAGCAAUGACAGGGCGGCUGGACAUUGCAGAGUUGUUGGUGGUUCGGGGGUGUGACAUCAACAAGCAGGACACCAUCAGCGGUUGGACAGCUCUCAUGCAGGCCACAUACCAUGGGAAGAAGAACGUGGCCAUGUAUCUGCUGAACUGUGGUGCUGAUGUAACUAUUCAAGCCAAGAAUGGAUGUACCGCCUUUGACAUGGCCUCCCUCAUAGAUGACGUGGACACGGAGUUACUGCGGCAGCUGGCAGCGAAGGCCAUGCAGGUGUGUAAGGCCGACAGGGGCAAGAAGAACUGGGCCAAGCACAACGGCAAUGUUGCAGCGACACUUCCACCGGACUUCAGCCUUGAAGAUCAUCCUAAGAGUGGCCUCAAGGCAUGGUGGAAUCGUUUAUCCAACAGGUUUCGGAAUCUCAAACUGGGGCGCACAUUCAACAUGUCCAACCGAUUGGCUCCAAUGCCACUUCAACACACCACGUCCAUGCAGGAUUUGUCAACGAAGACGCCAAGGUCACCAGAGCACCAGCAGAUCCAGACGGCGCGGGUGGAGACCCAGAAGCUCCUUGACCCCACCCAGACAGCGCUGUCCAUGACCAGCUACAAGUCCAUGCUCCUUGAAACUAAGAAGAGUGCCGCCUUGUACACACUGGACAUCAACCCACCUCGCUCCAACCUGACCAGCGAGUCACUCAAACCUGUGAUUCCCCCCAUCCUGCCGGCGCCGAGCUUCUGUCUGGACAACUCCCCGGACGAUGCCCGCCAUGCAGCUAGUCACUGGCACACAACCAAGUCCAUUGAGGAGGACGGCAGUAGCACAUUGAACUCCCGUAGAGCAGUGAGCAGCCCGAUGAAAUUUCUAGGCAACCGUUCCCCAGGUAACAUCCGGCGCCAUUACGCAGCUAACGCCCUCUCUCCUCACCUGCCUACUAAAACCAUUAGUCAUGCCUCCUUCAACGGGGCGACUAGUCCCACCAUUAACAUUAACCCUGCUGCUGAUGCUGUAGCUACCGAGUGUGUGUUGGAUGCUCAGAGUGAACCCCUGCCUGCCCCUACCAACCUCACGAAGCCAGGUGACUUGUUUACGCCCAGCCCUAACAUUCCUCGGAGUCAGUACAGCAGUCAACACCAGACACGUCUCUUCAUGCCCAGACGCAAGUCUUCAACGGUGCCAACAGGAUUCCGAACCAUGUCCAACACCACCUCCCCCAACAGCUCAACUAGCGGCAGUUCCUCUAUCACCCCACAGAGGUCCUCGCAUGGGAAGAGUCCAUCUUCCAAGGGGAGCACCACCUCCACACUAACCCCAUCACCUUCACCCACCCCUGGAAAGAACAGCGAUGAUGCAGGCCCCAUGCUGGAUUCACUCCAGGAAUCUGCUCAAAAUGAUGAAGUGUCGGGGAUCCUAAAGAAGCUGUCUCUGGAAAAGUACCACCCCAUCUUUGAAGAGCAGGAGGUUGACAUGGAGGCCUUCCUGACGCUGACGGAUGACGAUCUGAAGGAACUGGGAAUCUCCAACAACGAAUCUCGACGUCAGAUUCUGACUGCCAUCACUGAGCUGAAUACAGGGAAGGGCAGAGAACGGCAGCAGUUCGUGGACACCAUGGCCAGUUUCCAGUCUACGCUGAGGGAGCGAAACAUAUCGGAUGGAGCUGAGAUCAGAAACCUGAUGGGAUGGGCCAUGUCUGAAGACAGAGAUCCGCAUAUACCAUCUGCAAAAUCACGGUCGUCAUAGCAACUGCUUUACAUUAUCAGUCAUGGUCGUCAUAGCAACUGCCAUUUCUGAAGACAGAUCCACAUAUACCAUCUGUAAAAUCAUGGUCGUCAUAGCAACUGCUUUACAUCAACAAAGACAGAGAUCCGCAUAUACCAUCUAAAAAAUUCACGGUCGUCAUAGCAACUGCUUUACAUCGGCAAAGUCAUUGUUGUCAUAGCAACUGCCAUGUCUGAGAACAAAAAUCCACAUGUGCCAUCUGCAAAAUCACGGUCGUCAUAGCAACUGCUUUACCCUGAUGUCUAAAGACAGUGCUCCACAUAUACAAUCAGCAAACUCAUGGUCGUCAUAGCAACUGCCAUGUCUAAAGACAGAGAUCCACAUGUACUAGCUGCAAAAUCACAAUCGUCAUAGCAACUGCUUUGAAAUGAUGGAAUGGGCCAUGUCUGAAGACAGGGAUCCACACAUAACAUCAGCAAAGUCACAGUCGUCAUAGCAACUGCUUUAAGCUGAUAUGAAUGGCCAUGUCUCAAGGCAGGGAUCCACAUAUGCCAAUGGCAAAUUCAUGGUCGUCAUAGCAACAUUGUCACAUUGUUAUCAUUUCAUCACAGGAGGAGUGAAUGUGUUCCGAUGGAUGCCAGCCAUGUUAUGGUGCAAAUUCUUUAUAUCUGUUUGUGUACAUAUUGUGAAUAUUGUACAUAUUGCAUAUGGAAAUGUGUUUUGUUGAAUUGUCCAGAUUUUAUUGGUGUUUACAGAGGGUUUGUUUUAAAUUGAUUAGGUGCUUUUCCGUCCUUAACGCUGAUUUAUUCAGAUGAGUUUGUUUCUCAUUAUCAUCGGUUUUAUUUCCUAUGUAUGGAAGGUUCUGUAUCUGGUGCCAUUUGGACUUCUCAGUCUCAGAGGGAAUCAGGGAGGGUCAUCAAAGUAAUACCCAUAUUUGGGGAGGGUCUUGAAAAGUAGGAAAAUAUCAAGUGCUUUUGCAUUUUGCCUUAUCAGGGAGGGCCAUCCAAAAAUUUGACAAGCUUGAAUAUAUUUUGCCAAAUUAUUUUCACUGAGACAUAUUGCAAUCAUGGGUUAAUAAACCACAGGCACCUGUGUCAAAAUAACCCUAUUCAGUGUGAUGUUAUACACUGGGUAAUCAAGCAUCUGCCAAGGAGUUACUUGUGUGAAUAUGUCGACACUCCACAUGACCCAGUGGCAAUCUCUCAUAGGACACAAUGUCUCUCUGUGCUUUAAUGAAAGUUCAUCUUCCCGAGGCAACAGGGUUAACUGAAGAGUCCAGUUACCUCCCUUGCCAAAUUAGGCUUUAGUUUCAUGGCUUGAUCGUAGUCACUUGUGGCUAUUAUGAGUUAUCUCCCUUCUAUGUCCCUCUUACAAGCUCCUCACAGCGAUAGCCCGUUCACGGAGCUCUCUAUACUAUCGCUGCCACCAGUCAAAACUACCCACUGUGAGCAGCUGGCCACAACCAUCCUUGGGAGUUGAACUCGCAACCGAAUUACCGUUAUGUUUACAAACAAAUGAUGACUGUUGUGACGCCAAAUACACUUACCCCUGCUAAAUUACUUUCUUUGUUUGUCAAUUUGGAUUUCUUUAAAACUAUCAUGUUAUUGAUAUAGUAAGAAUGUAAGGGAGAAGUUGGUUGAUUUUCCGUUAGUCCGCAAUC